Molecule: messenger RNA, 3150 nt
Organism: Chlorella variabilis
Lineage: Eukaryota; Viridiplantae; Chlorophyta; Trebouxiophyceae; Chlorellales; Chlorellaceae
Exons: 26
Coding region: 1-3150 (1049 amino acids)
Biological process (GO): RNA catabolic process; maturation of 5.8S rRNA
Cellular component (GO): nucleus
Molecular function (GO): RNA helicase activity; RNA binding; ATP binding
Source: RefSeq, a predicted model, not a curated record
AUGGCCACCGCCAUGGCCGCUGAGCCGCCCCCAAAGCGGGCCCGGCUGGCCAGCGACCGCGUGGCGCCCAUGCCCAGCGGUGCCAAUUUGAUAGAGGUCGACGGCAAGAGCUGCACGCACGAAGUGGCAUGGCCGCCAGGCGAGGAGGGCUCGCUGCUGCCGCCGCCGCCGCGGGCGGGCCCGCCGGCGCGCGAGUACCCGUUCCCGCUCGAUCCUUUCCAGCAGACGGCGGUCAACGCCCUGGAGGCGGGGCACAGCGUGCUGGUGGCGGCCCACACCUCAGCUGGCAAGACGGUAGUGGCGGAGUAUGCGUUUGGCAUGGCGCUGAGGGAUGGGCACAAGGUCGUGUACACCUCGCCGCUCAAGGCGCUUUCCAACCAGAAGUACCGCGAGCUGCAGGAGCAGUUUGGGGACGUGGGGCUGAUGACGGGCGACGUGACCAUCAACCCCAACGCCUCGUGCCUGGUCAUGACGACAGAGAUCCUGCGGUCCAUGAUGUACCGCGGCACCGAGUUGGUGCGCCAGCUGGCGCUGAUCGUGUACGACGAGAUACACUACCUGCGGGACAAGGAGCGUGGCGUGGUGUGGGAGGAGUCGAUCAUCCUGGCCCCCAAGACCGCCCGCUUCGCCUUCCUGUCCGCCACCAUCCCUAACUCCCGCGAGUUUGCCGACUGGGUGGCCAAGACGCACGGCAGCCCCUGCCACGUCGUGUACACAGACUACCGCCCCACGCCCCUGGAGCAUUACAUCUUCCCAGCCGGAGGCGAUGGGCUGUUCUUGGUGGUAGACAACAAGGGCACCUUCAGGGAGGACAACUUCCAAAAGGCGGUGGCGCAGCUGCAAGAGGCGGAAGUGAAGGCGAAGCGGCCGGCGGGCGGCGGCGGCGGCAAGGGCAAGAAGGGCGGGGUGCAGGAGGCGGGGGCCCCCAAGGAGGAAAGCGACAUCUUCAAGAUUGUGCGCAUGAUUGCCGAGCGCCGCUUCGACCCAGUCAUCGUGUUUUCCUUCAGCAAGAAGGAGUGCGAGGCGCUGGCCAAGCAGAUGCAAGGCCUGGACCUGAACGAGGAAGCCGAGAAGAAGCUGGUGGACGGCAUCUUCAGCAGCGCCAUAGACGUCCUGUCCGACGCGGACCGGCGGCUGCCCCAGAUCGCGGGCGCGCUGCCCAUGCUGCGGCGCGGCGUGGGGGUGCACCACUCGGGUCUGCUGCCCAUCCUCAAGGAAGUGGUGGAGAUUCUGUUCCAGGAGGGGCUGCUCAAGGUGCUGUUUGCCACCGAGACCUUCUCUACCGGCCUCAACAUGCCCGCCAAGACGGUCGUCUUCACUCACGUGCGCAAGUUCGACGGCGGCGGCUUCCGCUGGGUGCGCAGCGGAGAGUACAUCCAGAUGAGCGGGCGGGCCGGGCGGCGCGGGCUAGACGACAAAGGCGUGGCCAUCCUGAUGAUGGAUGAGAAGCUGGAGCCGGCGGUGGCCAAGGACAUGAUCAAGGGCGCUCCCGACACGCUCCACUCUGAGUUCCAUCUCGAGUAUUCCAUGCUGCUCAACCUGCUGAGGGUGGAGGGUGUGGAGCCCGAGGAGCUGAUGGCCCGCUCCUACCGCCAGUUCCAAAUGGAAAGGGCCCUGCCGCAGCUGGAGGCGCGCGUGCGGCGGCUCGAGGCGGAGCGUGAUGGGCUGGUGAUUGAGCAGGAGGAAAGUGUGAAGGAGUAUCUGGCGCUCAGCCAGCAGCUGGCCAAGCUGAGGGCAGAGACGCGGGCCAUAGUGGCUGCGCCGCAGCACUGCCUGCCCUUCCUGCAGCCGGGCCGCCUGGUGCGCGUGCUGCCGCCUGAGCAGCCGCCAGCGGCGGUGUCGCAGCCACGGCAGGAGGCACCAGGCUCCGCGGCGCCGGCAACAGCGAAGGGAGCGAACGGCAGCGGCGGCAGCGGCGAGGGUGUGGUGGGUGUGGUGGUGAAUUUUGAGCUGGCGUGGAAGCAGCAGGUGGGCCAGGAGGUGGGCGGCGCCGGUACCAGUGCUGGAGGAAAGCGCGGUACCAGGCAGUACAUCGUCGAUGUGCUGUGCAACUGCUCAGAGGAGUCGCUGCGCCAUCAGGGCGCCAGCCGACGGCGAGCAGUGCCUGUGCCGCCAGGCGCCAAGGGCUCCCCCGCCGUGAUCCCGGUGGCGCUGCCCGAGCUGGCCGCCUUUAGCAGCCUGCGCAUCUACAUCCCGCAAGACCUGCGCACACAGGCGAGUCCACACCGGCGGCAGCAGCCAGCCAACCUUCCUGCCGUCCUGUCACUGCCAAUGCUUCCCGAGGCGCGCGAGCGGUGCGCCAAGUCGCUGGCAGAGGUGGAGCGGCGCUUCCCAAAGGGGCUGCCGCAGCUGGACCCAGCAGAGGACAUGCGGAUAGAGGACGAGGGCCUGCGCAAGUUGCUGCGCAAGGCUGAGAGCGUGGAGGGGCUGCUGGCCAAGCACCCGCUGGCCGCAUCCCCCAGCCUGCAGCAGCAGCUCGACACGCUGCUGCAGAAACAGGCUCUGCACGAGGCUGUACGUACCGCCAAGAAGGAAUGCAAGGCCGCCGCGGCCCUGAUUUGCCACGAGGACUUGAAGGCCCGCAAGCGGGUGCUCAGCCGGCUGGAUUACCUGGACAGGAGCGGUGUGGUGACGCUCAAGGGCCGCUUUGCUGCAGAGCUGAGCACGGGGGAUGAGCUGGUUCUGACGGAGAUGGUGUUUGCGGGGGUGUUCCAGGACAUGAGCCUGGAGCAGCUGUGCGCUCUCAUCUCAUGCUUCAUCUGGCGGGAGAAGAGCGAGACCGGCAACAAGGUGCGCCCCGACCUGGAGGCUCCGUACGGCUCGCUGCGCGCGGCUGCGCGCAAGGUUGCCCGGGCGGCGGCCGACUGCAAGAUGGAGAUGGAUGUUGAGGAGUACGUGGACAGCUUCCGGCCAGACAUGAUGGAGUCGGUGGCUGGCUGGUGCCAGGGCCUGUCCUUUGCAGAGCUGCUCAAGCGUACCGAAGUGUUUGAGGGCUCGCUGGUGCGCGCCAUCCGGCGCCUGGAGGAGCUGCUGCGCCAGGUGGCGGGCGUGCUCAAGGCGGUGGGGGAGGCGGGGCUGGGGGAGCGGUUUGAGGCAGCCAUCGCGCGGAUCAAGCGGGACAUAGUGUUUGCCGCCUCCCUCUACCUGUGA